AUGCCCAACAUCAGCUCUGUGAGCGAGUUCCUCCUGCUGGCAUUCGCAGACACACGCGAGCUGCAGCUCCUGCACUUUGCGCUCUUCCUGGGCAUCUACCUGGCUGCCUUCCUGGGCAACAGCCUCAUCAUCACCACCGUAGCCUGUGACCACAACCUCCACACCCCCAUGUACUUCUUCCUCCUCAACCUUGCCCUCCUCGACCUGGGCUGCAUCUCCACCACUCUGCCCAAAGCCAUGGCCAAUGCCCUCUGGGACACCAGGGCCAUCUCCUAUCAAGGUUGUGCUGCUCAAGUUCUCUUUUUUGUCUUCUUCUUUGGUUCAGAGUAUUCAAUUCUAACCAUCAUGGCCUACGACCGCUACGUUGCCAUCUGCAAGCCCCUGCACUACGGGAGCCUCCUGGGCAGCAGAGCUUGUGCCCAGAUGGCAGCAGCUGCCUGGGGCAGUGGUUUUCUCAAUGCUGUCCUGCACACAGCCACUACAUUUUCCCUGCCCCUCUGCCAAGGCAACUCUGUAGACCAAUUCUUUUGUCAAAUUCCGCAAAUCGUGAAGCUGUCCUGCUCAGAUGCCUACCUCCAGGAAGUUGAGCUACUUGCGUUCAGUUUUUCUUUUGUAUUUGGUUGUUUUGUUUUCAUUGUGGUGUCCUAUGUGCAGAUCUUCAGGGCAGUGCAGAGGAUACCCUCUGAGCAGGGCCGACACAAAGCCUUUUCCACGUGCCUCCCUCACUUGGCCGUGGUCUCUCUGUUUGUCAGUACAGACAUGUUUGCCUACCUGAAGCCCCCCUCCCUCUCUUCCCCAUCCCUGGACCUUGUGGUGGCAGUUCUGUACUCAGUGUUGCCUCCAGCAGUGAAUCCCCUCAUCUACAGCAUGAGGAACCAGGAUCUCAAGGAUGCCUUGAGGAGACUGAUGACUAGAGAUGUUUCAAAAUCAAAAAAUAGCCCCUUUUCUUCUGCAUAUGACCCAGAAUGCAUUGCACAGAUACACACAUAG
Anas platyrhynchos (mallard) is the source of this 990-nucleotide messenger RNA. RefSeq names its product olfactory receptor 14C36-like. Lineage: Eukaryota; Metazoa; Chordata; Aves; Anseriformes; Anatidae. Gene Ontology annotation, molecular function: olfactory receptor activity; G protein-coupled receptor activity. The record is from RefSeq and is a predicted model, not a curated record. Gene Ontology annotation, cellular component: membrane. Gene Ontology annotation, biological process: G protein-coupled receptor signaling pathway.